Messenger RNA from Salvia miltiorrhiza (redroot sage), 1141 nucleotides. RefSeq lists its product as uncharacterized. Gene Ontology annotation, molecular function: nucleic acid binding; metal ion binding. The transcript is spliced from 6 exons. Bases 168 to 869 code for a protein of 233 amino acids. The record is from RefSeq and is a predicted model, not a curated record. Lineage: Eukaryota; Viridiplantae; Streptophyta; Magnoliopsida; Lamiales; Lamiaceae.
AUUAAUCUUCCCUCAAAAAGAAAUAUAUAUAUAAUAUUAAUCCAUUAAUGGGCUAAACUGUCCAUCGUUGCAUGUCUUGUAAAAUUAAACAGGUUUUGUUUUUCCUCUCACUUUAUUAAUUGAUUUUUCUUUCGUUUAAUUAAUGUGGGUUUUUCUACGCAACGGUAAUGGCGGUUGAUGAUGAUUCUUCAGCGGGUUUGGAAACGACUAGGGCUUCGCAUCUAAGCACUUCUGCUUCCACCCCGAUAGAUUCAUCGAAUAUUGGUUUUCAGUUGUUAAAGAAGCAAGGAUGGAAAGAAGGAACUGGCCUUGGUGCUUCCGAACAGGGCAGGCUGGAGCCAAUAGCAACUAUUGUCAAGAAAAAUAAAAGAGGUUUGGGAGCAGAAAAGGCAUAUAAGGAAAUCAAGCAAUCCAAAGACAAGGAUAAGGGUGAUCCAAAAUUGCCUAAGAUUAAAGUAAAAGGUGUCUCGAAGAAGAUGAGGAAGAUUCAAAAGCUUGAAAAGAAGAUGCAAGAAAAGGAAUUUGAUCGGGAUUUCUUCAGGAUGUUCUGGCCAGAUAACGGAAGCGAAUGUGAGUAUCGCCAUAGUGAUAUUGCACGGGUAAAUCAAAGGGACUGUUGGUACUGGUUACAUGGUAGCUGCUUGAAUCCAAAGUGCGCGUUCCGUCAUCGGCCUCUUGAAGAAUUGGGAGGACCUGCAUCUAAUGUCCCAAAUGCCUUCACCAAGCCGGCCGUGGCAUGCGUAUUUUUUCAAAAGGGGCACUGUUUAAAAGGUGAUUGGUGUCCAUUUCUUCAUGCGCCAAAUACCAAAGCCAUACCUGUUCCAGUAACUGUAAGACCGUGGCACAUAUAUGUCAGAGAAGAAUUCUAGUGGCUGAGACGAUCAUGUUUUCUUUUAUGCUUUAUUUGAGAGUUACUAAUUGUCAAUAGUUGGGCGAAGGCUUGAGUUUCCUUUUCCCCCCCUAUAUAUUAGCAGUAUCAUAGUUGGAGUCCCAUCAUUUUGAUCCUAAUAUUGUUUAAGGGACAACUACAGCUGUAGGCCUCUGUGAGGACUACUCUAAGUGGGACAACUACAGCUGUAGGCCUCUGUGAGGACUACUCUAAGUGGACGUUUGCAUUGCAUAAUUGAUUAUUUAUUUUUUA